AUGAAGAUCCAGCCAUGUCGGCCUGCAGUUGCUCAAGCGCCGCAGCGACCAUCCAGUCCAUCCACAGGUUCCAGCCUAGCCAACGCCGGCACGCAGGAACGCCGUCAAGGGCCUGCUGAAUAUUCACCGUGGUUGAGUCUCUCUCAUUACGGUGAUGACCACCUCCUUUCGUCUCUAGCGCCGCCAAUGGGGGGUUUCCCCUCGGCGGUGCCUGUCUGUCAAUCGUUCGAUACCCUCAUGCAACAGUCUGAUCUCUGGGCAGAACCAGAUCUGUCCUUUACUGAUACCGACUGGAAUAUCGUAUCUGUGAAUCAUUCGACGCCGUAUCCGCAUGACUAUGAUGGUGAUGAUGUCCCCAUCAUGGACCUCGGGUACGGCACUGUGUCUGCCUUCCAAUCUCUUUCGGAUUCGGGCUCAAUCGGGAACCAACACCUUGUUCCUGCAUCUCUUGUUCCUAGCUCAGCCAACUCUCAAGAUGGCCACUCCCACUCGCAACCUUCCCCUGUCUCUCAAUUCCCUGCUCCGGUCUCCACCACUUUCCCUAGCCCUACUACCUCUCAGGGUGACGAUCCCUUAGGUCCAACUGGUGCCCGUGUGGAAAAGCGAAGACUGAAUACCCUCGCUGCUCGGCGAUGUCGGCAGAGACGGGUUGAUCGGAUGAAGGAUCUUGAAGCCGAGCUGGAGAAGGUCCGCCGGGAAAGAGAUGACCUGAGACUUAAGUGUUCCAAGCUGGAAGGCGAAACGGAUGCUUUGAAGGGUCUUCUCACUCGCAAGAACAAGGAUAGUUAG
Messenger RNA from Penicillium arizonense, 789 nucleotides. RefSeq lists its product as uncharacterized. The transcript is spliced from 3 exons. The record is from RefSeq and is a predicted model, not a curated record. Lineage: Eukaryota; Fungi; Ascomycota; Eurotiomycetes; Eurotiales; Aspergillaceae. Bases 1 to 789 code for a protein of 262 amino acids. Gene Ontology annotation, molecular function: DNA-binding transcription activator activity, RNA polymerase II-specific; RNA polymerase II transcription regulatory region sequence-specific DNA binding. Gene Ontology annotation, cellular component: nucleus. Gene Ontology annotation, biological process: regulation of transcription by RNA polymerase II.